AUGACAGGCCCUUCGCCGCUGCUUCGGACGGCGCGCGUCCUGCGCAGCCAGAGACCGGCGCAGUUUGUCUGCUGGCAGUGCCGCAGCAUCCAGAUCAGCGCAACGCCCAGCACGACGACCGGCGCGGCAGAUGCUUUUGGCGCAAUCGACAGCCUGAGGGACACGGCCGAUGCCCGAUUCGAAGUCAUUGGCUCGCCGUAUUCGCUACUCUCGGUCUCAUUAUCCGCAUCACAGCGGCUCUAUACACGGCGUGGGACGCUGGUUGCCGUGGCGGGGAACCCAGACAAUGCACAAUCGACCCUUUCACUACUAAACCCUCUCUCGCGGGCACCGUUUGGCGUGCCGUUCAUCUACCAGCGCAUCUCAGCCACCUCGCCGAUCACGGCGCUCAUCUCGACCAAGUCCCCCACCACGACGUUUACGAUCCUACACCUGGACGGCACGACGGACUGGAUGGUGACCCAGCGCAAUGCUCUGCUGGCUUGGACGGGCCACACGCUGUCUCUCUCGUCGCGGAUCCGGAGGAGGCUCUCGAUGGCGCAUUGGGGCAGCACAUUCGUCACUGGGCGUGGGCUGGUCGCUCUCUCAGCGCCUGGGCAGAUCUACCAACUGCAUCUCUCCGAGGGCGAAGAGUUUGUCGCCCAUCCCGGUAGCGUCGUCGCCUACUCUGUGACGAAACACCAGCCGUUGCCGUUCCGCUUCAAGAGCUCCAGCCUACGACUCCAGAUCCCGUCCCUCACGUCCUGGAUCCCCGAAACAGAGUUCAUGACAAAGGUCCGGGAGUCGCAAGUCUACAAAUACCUUGCUCGGACCCUCUACACCAUCCGGACAAUGACUCGCCGGACCAUCUGGGGUGACCGACUGUUUCUGCAUUUCAAGGGCCCGAGCACCAUCAUCAUGUCCAGCCGAGGCGUGCGCGUGGUCGACAGUCUCACCAACGAGCAGGUCAACGAGAUCGCCGACGCACAAGCCGGAACAUUGGCAUCUGCGCUGGAACUGGCCAACAAGCCCCAAGACGCACAGCCUGUGCCAGCUGAUGAGGUUGCUCCGGGUAUCGUCGUGGAACCAACAAGCAAGGAUGGAAAAGUAACAUUUGAAGAUAAGAAGAAGUUGAAAGAGUUUAUCCAAUGA
Trichoderma reesei QM6a is the source of this 1131-nucleotide messenger RNA. RefSeq lists its product as uncharacterized. The transcript is spliced from 3 exons. Gene Ontology annotation, biological process: inner mitochondrial membrane organization. The record is from RefSeq and is a predicted model, not a curated record. The coding region runs from base 1 to 1131 and encodes 376 amino acids. Gene Ontology annotation, cellular component: mitochondrial inner membrane. NCBI's taxonomy places the organism in Eukaryota, Fungi, Ascomycota, Sordariomycetes, Hypocreales, Hypocreaceae.